Molecule: messenger RNA, 2172 nt
Organism: Drosophila hydei
Lineage: Eukaryota; Metazoa; Arthropoda; Insecta; Diptera; Drosophilidae
Product: protein MTO1 homolog, mitochondrial
Exons: 1
Coding region: 72-2063 (663 amino acids)
Biological process (GO): tRNA methylation; tRNA wobble uridine modification
Cellular component (GO): cytosol
Molecular function (GO): flavin adenine dinucleotide binding
Source: RefSeq, a predicted model, not a curated record
GAACUAGUUUCUUUAGAUUACACAAGUAGCUCGUUCAAAUAUUCAACAACAGCGUGCUGCUGAUAUUUAUAAUGCAGCAAUUGCGUUAUUAUGUUGGCAGAGUCUUCGCUAGAAGUCGGCUUUACUCUACCCAAACACAGGGAGAUAUCUAUGAUGUGGUAGUGAUCGGAGGGGGACAUGCCGGCACAGAGGCGUGUGCAGCUGCUGCCCGCAUGGGCGCCCGCACAUUGUUGCUUACCCAUAAACUAGAGACAAUUGGCGAGAUGUCUUGUAAUCCUUCUUUCGGUGGCAUUGGCAAGGGACAUCUAAUGCGUGAAAUAGACGCCUUGGACGGUGUCUGUGCCCGUUGCUGUGAUCUAUCAGGCGUGCAUUAUAAGGUGUUAAAUAAGCGCCGCGGGCCCGCUGUGUGGGGACCAAGAGCUCAAAUUGACCGGCAGCUAUACAAGCGAGCGGUUCAGAAGGAACUGUUUAACAUGCCAAAUUUACAGAUUCGUGCAGCGGGCGUAGACAAUCUUCAAAUCGAUGCAGAUCAAGAUGCUAGCAAUGGCACCCGCUGCAAUGGCGUUCUUUUGGAUAGUGGAGAACUUGUGCGCAGCCGCUCGGUAGUGCUCACCACGGGAACCUUUCUGCGCGCACACAUAAACAUCGGAUUGGAGGUGAGACCAGCAGGUCGAAUCGGCGACAAACCUGCCAAGGCGCUUGGCGAAGCUCUCAACAGACUGGGCUUUCGAAUGGGACGCUUGAAGACUGGAACACCGCCACGUAUUGCCAAGAGUAGCGUUGACUUUUCCCGGCUAGAGAGGCACAAUGCCGACGAUCCACCCAUGCCGUUCUCGUUUAUGAAUCGUGAUGUAUGGCUGCCCGCCAAGGAACAGAUGCAUUGUUAUCUGACCUAUACGACACCACGUGUCAAUGACAUUGUGCGCGAUAAUUUGCACGUUAAUCGACACGUCACAGAGGAAGUAACGGGGCCACGCUACUGCCCUUCAAUUGAAUCAAAGGUCUUGCGAUUUGGUGCUAGGGUCCAUCAAGUUUGGCUGGAGCCAGAAGGCUUCGAUAGCCCAUUAAUUUAUCCGCAGGGUAUAUCGUGCACUUUGCCGCACCCGCAGCAAAUUGAACUGGUGCGUGCCAUCAAAGGCCUCGAGAACGCCGAGGUCGUACAGCCGGGUUACGGCGUAGAGUACGACUUUAUAGAUCCUCGCGAGCUGUAUCCCACACUGGAAACGAAGCGUGUGACGGGUCUCUUUUUCGCUGGCCAGUUGAAUGGUACUACGGGAUACGAAGAGGCUGCCGCCCAGGGAAUUAUAGCUGGGGCUAAUGCGGCUGGCAGAACUGUGCAUCACGAUGGCCGACAACUAAAUAUUAGUCGAACUGAAGGUUACAUUGGUGUGUUAAUCGACGACCUCACCUCCCUGGGCACCAACGAACCAUACCGAAUGUUCACCAGUCGAGCUGAAUUCCGACUCUCUCUACGGCCAGAUAACGCCGACGUACGUCUCACAAGGAAAGGGCAUAAAUUCGGGCUGGUCAGUGAGCAGCGCUACCAGCACUUCCAGCAAACUGAGCACAAGCUUAAGCGCGGUAUUGAAGCGCUUAGGGGCUUGCAGAAGCACAGCAAUUUCUGGCGCCAAGCAUUAGGUCUGCCACAAUCCAAAGCUUCCAUACAGAAAUCUGCCUUCGACAUGCUAUCCGUGCCGGCGGAAAACAUUUCAGUCAAGCAGCUCAUCGAACUGUGUCCAACCGAAUUAAGCUGGUUGCAUGCAGAUGACGACUUGGCGUCCAGACUGAAAAUCGAGGCUCUUUACUCGUUCUUUGUGGAUGAGCAGCAGCGCGACGUGGAAGAUGUUAGACGGGAGGAGCGCUUGUGUAUACCUAGCGACAUCGACUACUUCUCCAAAUCUCUAAGUCUCUCCAAUGAGGAGCGUCAAAAGCUGACCCUUAUACAGCCUCAAACAAUUGCCGCAGCUAGCCGUAUUCAAGGCGUUACGCCAUCGACGAUUCUGCGGUUACUAAAGUACGUUAAAAAGUCUGAUGCCUUACGAACAAUUCCCGAAUAUAGUUGAAAACCUAAUUUUAGUAGCCAUUGUUAAAGCUAUUAGAUAAUUUAGUAAAUAUGUUUUUAAAACUCAUUUAAAUAUAAGUAAUAUAGUUUGACCAAAGUUCUAAAAAAGG